UCUCGCCACACCAACUUCUUCAUGGCUCAUCCAAUCCAGUACUCGGCUUCCGUGCAGAAGAGUUUCCGGAUCUUUUCCCCCCUGUCAUCAAAGAUCGUUUCAAAUCGCUUAACUAAUUCGGGUGUUCAACCGCAGUUUCGAUAUCGCGGGCCAAGUGGAGGCCGUCUUCAGGGAACUCGCCAUAGAGCGGGCACGCUUCCGGUGGGGAAGGUCGCACGCUUAGUGUCAAUGGGGAAUGGUGUCGACGCGGUUCCCGAUGUCGUGAUGGCGAUUGCACACUGCGGCGACGUUGGAAAAAAAAAAGUGGUUCUCUGCGCGAGGCCGAUCGGUGGCAAGCUGCUGGUUUGGUCGCCUGCCUGUCAUCGAUUGAUAUAAUUGUCACCCAGUGUUCCUCUUUCCAAGACAUUUCCCCUCUCAUCCCAUAUUUCAGUUUUCCCCCGGACUUUUCUCGCCUUCGAGCACCUGCACACCUUCGGCGCAAACGAUGUACGACUGUUCAGUCUCCGCUGCGGAGAAUAAGUUUAAGCAUCAUGGAAGCGGUGAUCCAAAGGUGCCCAACUAUUAUGGCGAAGAGGACGGUGCCCCGGUGAAAGGGGAGCUGGAGCUCAACGUCGGUGGCCGUGGUGCCACUCAGCGUCGACUCAAAAACUACCACAUCACCAUGAUUGGUUUCUGCGGUGGUAUUGGAACUGGUCUCUUCGUUGGAGCAGGCUCUGCCUAUGCGAAAGCAGGGCCUGCCGGUUUAUUGUUGGCAUACAUUGUCGUGGGGUUUGUGCUGUGGUGUGUCAUGCAGAGUAUCGCCGAACUGGCGACGGUCUUUCCCACUGCAGGCUCCUUCCCCCACUGGGCAACUCGGUUCAUCGAUCCCGCCGUCGGUUUCUCUCUCGCCAUUACGUACGGAUACUGUUACACCAUUGCGAUUGCCUCGGAGGUUUCCGCAGCCGCGGUGGUGGUCAGCUACUGGUCGGAUAUCACGCCGGCCGUAGUCAUAACAGUCGGGUUGGGAUUGAUAUUAAUCAUCAACCUGAUGAGUGUCCGUUUCUACGGCGAGAGUGAAGUCGUGACAGGUGCCAUUAAGAUUUUGUGUUUUCUGGGCUUGGUGGUCGCGGCUAUCGUGAUCACUGCAGGCGGCGGCCCGAACCACGAGACCAUCGGCUUUCGCUACUGGCACAACCCCGGUCCCUGGACCAACUACAAUGGCAUCACAGGAUCGACCGGUCACUUCCUCGGAUUCCUGUCGGCCUUCGUCAACGCCUCCUUUAGCUUCGUCGGAGUUGAGACCGUCGUCAUCGCCGCUGCCGAAGCCGUUGACCCCCACCGCGCCAUUCCUAAGGCCGCUCGUCGCGUCACCUACCGCAUAGCCUUCUUCUACAUUCUGGGCGCCCUGCUGAUUGGAAUGAUCGUGGAUCCUCGGAACUCGGGCCUCACCUCCGGCUCCGGUAAUGCCAACAGCUCCCCGUGGGUUAUCGCCUUCAAGGAAGCCGGCAUUGCCGGUCUGCCCUCUGUCGUGAACGCCUGCGUCUUGAUCUCUGCCUGGUCCGCUGGUAACUCUUACUGCUGGGUCGGCUCACGCAUGAUCGUGGCCAUGACAACGGAUCGUCAGCUCCCCCAGUUCUUCGGCAAGGUCACGAAGAAAGGUGUCCCGUACGUGGCGGUGAUUGUUUCCUGGCUCUUCGGUCCCUUGGCCUAUUUGAGUCUCGGAAGCGGUGGUCCCGCACAAGCCUUCACCUGGCUCCUUAAUCUUAGCACGGUCGCCGGCUUAAUUGCUUGGGCGACCCUCUGCUUCUGCUACAUCCGCUUCCAUCGAGCGAUGAAAGUUCAAGGGCACAGCCGUGAUACUUUGCCCUGGAAGGGUCCCUUCCAGCCCUACACUGCCUGGGUCGGAUUCGUCGGAUCUACUAUCAUCACCCUUGUUGCUGGAUUCCCCGUGUUCCUCAAGGGAAACUGGUCCGUCUCCGACUUCUUUGCCUCAUAUGUAGGCAUUCCGAUCUUCAUCGUUCCGAUUAUUCUCUGGAAGAUUUUCAAGCGCAGCAAGUUCGUUCGCGCAUCUACACUAGAUCUCUGGUCCGGCCGCUUGCUGGAGGGAGAAAUUAUUAUCAAAGACCAUGGACCUAAGUCGCCGCUUAAGCGCUUUGUCGAAUGGUGUUUCUAAGUACAUAUCCUCUUGUAUAUAGACUUGUAUAUACCUAGACGACGAUACCC
Molecule: messenger RNA, 2202 nt
Organism: Aspergillus homomorphus CBS 101889
Lineage: Eukaryota; Fungi; Ascomycota; Eurotiomycetes; Eurotiales; Aspergillaceae
Product: putative amino acid permease
Exons: 3
Coding region: 485-2152 (555 amino acids)
Biological process (GO): amino acid transmembrane transport
Cellular component (GO): membrane
Molecular function (GO): amino acid transmembrane transporter activity
Source: RefSeq, a predicted model, not a curated record